Messenger RNA from Neomonachus schauinslandi (Hawaiian monk seal), 3436 nucleotides. It is a transcript of the gene FZR1, whose product is annotated as fizzy and cell division cycle 20 related 1. Gene Ontology annotation, molecular function: ubiquitin ligase activator activity; protein binding; anaphase-promoting complex binding. The transcript is spliced from 14 exons. Gene Ontology annotation, biological process: anaphase-promoting complex-dependent catabolic process; positive regulation of anaphase-promoting complex-dependent catabolic process; positive regulation of ubiquitin protein ligase activity. Gene Ontology annotation, cellular component: anaphase-promoting complex. Lineage: Eukaryota; Metazoa; Chordata; Mammalia; Carnivora; Phocidae. The coding region runs from base 237 to 1727 and encodes 496 amino acids. The record is from RefSeq and is a predicted model, not a curated record.
GGAGGAGGGCUCCGGGAGGCCGCGGAACAGCGACCGCCGCCAUAUUAAGGAGCGCGGAGCCUGGGGUCCCGUCGGCGGCGGCCGCGGCAGGACCAGUGGAGCUGCGGGCGGCGGUGGCCGGCGCGGCGCGGCGCCGGGAGAGGCGGGGUCGGCGGAGCCAGCGGGCGACCGGAGCGAGCCAGGCUGACCUUGGCCGGCUGACGUUGGCCGGCGGGCUGGGCCUGCCCUGCGUCGCCAUGGACCAGGACUAUGAGCGGCGCCUCCUCCGGCAGAUCGUUGUUCAGAAUGAGAACACGAUGCCCUGCGUGGCAGAGAUGCGGCGAACCCUGACGCCCGCCAACUCUCCCGUGUCCUCCCCCAGCAAGCAUGGAGACCGCUUCAUCCCCUCCAGAGCCGGGGCCAACUGGAGCGUGAAUUUCCACAGGAUCAAUGAGAAUGAGAAGUCUCCCAGCCAAAACCGGAAAGCCAAGGACGCCACCUCAGACAACGGCAAAGACGGCCUGGCCUACUCCGCCUUGCUGAAGAACGAGCUGCUGGGAGCCGGCAUUGAGAAGGUGCAGGACCCUCAGACAGAGGACCGCAGGCUGCAGCCUUCCACGCCUGAGAAGAAGGGCCUGUUCACGUAUUCCCUCAGCACUAAGCGCUCCAGCCCUGACGAUGGCAACGAUGUGUCUCCCUACUCCUUGUCCCCUGUCAGCAACAAAAGUCAGAAGCUAUUGCGGUCGCCACGGAAACCUACCCGUAAGAUCUCCAAGAUCCCCUUCAAGGUCCUGGACGCACCAGAGCUGCAGGAUGACUUCUACCUGAACCUGGUGGACUGGUCAUCCCUCAACGUGCUUAGCGUGGGGCUGGGGACCUGCGUGUACCUGUGGAGCGCCUGCACCAGCCAGGUGACCCGGCUCUGCGACCUCUCAGUGGAAGGGGACUCGGUGACGUCUGUGGGCUGGUCUGAACGGGGGAACCUCGUGGCCGUGGGCACGCACAAGGGCUUUGUGCAGAUCUGGGAUGCGGCUGCAGGGAAGAAGCUGUCCAUGCUGGAAGGACACACGGCUCGUGUCGGGGCGCUGGCCUGGAAUGCUGACCAGCUCUCGUCUGGGAGCCGGGACCGCAUGAUCCUGCAGAGGGACAUCCGGACCCCGCCCCUGCAGUCGGAGCGGCGGCUGCAGGGCCACCGGCAGGAGGUGUGUGGGCUCAAGUGGUCCACGGACCAUCAGCUCCUCGCCUCGGGGGGCAACGACAACAAGCUGCUGGUCUGGAACCACUCAAGCCUGAGCCCUGUGCAGCAGUACACGGAGCAUCUGGCGGCCGUGAAGGCCAUCGCCUGGUCCCCACACCAGCACGGGCUGCUGGCGUCUGGCGGUGGCACGGCCGACCGCUGCAUCCGCUUCUGGAACACGCUCACGGGGCAGCCUCUGCAGUGCAUCGAUACGGGCUCCCAGGUGUGCAACCUCGCCUGGUCCAAGCACGCCAACGAGCUGGUGAGCACACACGGCUACUCGCAGAACCAGAUCCUGGUCUGGAAGUACCCGUCCCUGACCCAGGUGGCAAAGCUGACCGGGCACUCCUACAGGGUCUUGUACCUGGCCAUGUCCCCUGAUGGAGAGGCCAUAGUCACUGGUGCUGGGGACGAAACGCUGAGGUUCUGGAACGUCUUUAGCAAAACCCGUUCGACAAAGGUAAAGUGGGAGUCCGUGUCAGUCCUCAACCUCUUCACCAGGAUCCGGUAAAGCCUCGGGCCUCACCGUCUGGGUCAGAAGAGUCCCACCUCUCGUCGGCGUGCAUGGACCCUCCCCUCCCCAGCACGCGGUCCCUAGAGGAGACAGCCGGGGCGGGUGGGGAGUCGGGCCUGGAGAGAUCCUGAAGAUUCUCAUUAAAGCCUGAUUGUGAACCCUGGCAGCCGAUGUUUGGGGCGGGGACGUGGCCGGGCCCCAGCAGGGACCAUCUGUCUGGCUGCUCAGCUCGGAGCACGAUGGACACCUCCUGGGACCCAGCCUGCUUCCGUCUGCGUCCGCCGCUUCAUCGUCGGGGCUGCAUGCUCUUCCCAGAAGCACGUGCUCACCGUCACCACCGCCAUCACCACUCACGCCUACGGGACAGACAGCUGGACGCCAGGCCGCUCAGAUGGGGCUGGGCAGACGGCUGAGGUCGGCCCAUGGAUCAGAGGGACAGAGCCACCUGAUAGGUUUCUCUGUGGCCAGUCCCGCCGCCCUUGCCCCGGCAGCCACGCCGCUGACUUCCUCGGGGGCACGGCGCCACGUCAGGAGCGGGCCCCAGGCAGUGUCCAGGCCGAAGGAGGUCAUCUCGAGAUGGACUUGUUGUCUGCGGAAAAUGAGACAGGCCCGCUCUCUGUGUUGUGCUUACCCUGACCCCGCACUGUCCUUGUUACUAACGGGGGUCACGGCCCUGUUUUAUCCCCAAGCAGGACUCAGGUGCUUGUGGCUUGCUGGGCAGCUGGUCAGGGUGACCCAAGGGCAGAAUCGACCCUAGGGGCCGGGUCCUGUGGGCAUCUGGCCCCUCCUCCCCAGCCCCUUCCCCUACCCCAGGCCACCCCAUUGGGUCCUGUCCAUCUGUGCCAUUGCCGUGGGGCAGCCAGGGGAGGAGGCACCCGUAGGUUCCUCCAGAAACUUCCUGAGCUUCCCCCAACCCACUCUGCUCUGUCCGCAGCUGCGCGUGAGCCCAUCCCCUCCUGCCUCAUCUCCAGACCAGGAGACCAAGAGGGAGGAAGGGAGGGCCUGCGUGUGGCCGGGGGCAUGAGUAGCAGUUCUCCCCCUCCUCCUCCCCUCCUGGAUCACGGGUGCUGAUGGAGUGGACAGGGUGGGGCAGGCCUGGGCUGGGGGGAGUCCAGCAGAGCCCUCCGGGUCCCAGUGGCCUUGUGCCCCCCCGUUGGCCAUGUGUGUGCACAUGUAUAUAUGUACUUGUGACUCUUCUUUGGAUUUGUUUGUGUUCUUGUAGGUUGGUCCCAGCAAAGUUUCAGGCUGGUGGGGAAGGAGCAGUGGCUCACCCACUACCCACUGGGGGGGGACAGCGCUUACCGCUCCCGGUGAGCUGAACCUGCCUGAACCAGGGGAGCGGUGGGAGCCCGCCUCCCCAGCCCCAGGCCCCGCAUCUGCCUGCCGCGGGACGGACGAGGGACGGUGUACAUAGAUGUGUGUAUUUUGAUUGGUCAAGUUAUUUUUGUUUGAGUGUUUUUUUAAGAAAACAGUCCUGACUCGGCCACGCGCUCGCCUUGUGCAGUUGCCGGAGCCCAGGAGCUGGCUGUGCCUGGGACACUGUGCCCCCCGGCCUGGCGGACCCCCCGCCUGGCGGACCCGCGCCUGGGAGUUGCGACAGCGGGGCGGGAGUCUGCGUGGGGCUAAGUGCACGGCAGCGGACGGGGGGCGCCUGGUGCGGAGCGAGCCUUGUUUCUUGUGAAGUGCGUCGUCGUCAUUAAACCAGU